Molecule: messenger RNA, 1272 nt
Organism: Musa acuminata AAA Group (dessert banana)
Lineage: Eukaryota; Viridiplantae; Streptophyta; Magnoliopsida; Zingiberales; Musaceae
Product: S-formylglutathione hydrolase
Exons: 7
Coding region: 219-1076 (285 amino acids)
Biological process (GO): formaldehyde catabolic process
Cellular component (GO): cytosol
Molecular function (GO): S-formylglutathione hydrolase activity
Source: RefSeq, a predicted model, not a curated record
CACCCACUUUUCUUACCCAAUAGUAGAUCGGACUAGGCCGAAAGGCCCUACGGGUCCCAUCCCCAGCCCAUUUUGGUGGGCUGAGCUGAAAGAAUUAUGGGUCCCAUUUCUAGGCUACUGUGAGUGGCUUCAUGUGACAUGCGGGAAUCAUUUAGUGCCUCCGCAGGCUCCCACCGCACGCCGCAGACUGCCCUCCUGAGAAGGAAACCGACGCGGAGAUGGAGGAGAAGCCGACGGAGAUCAGCAACUCGAAGAUGUUCGGAGGGUACAAUCGUCGGUACCGCCACUUCAGCCCCACGCUGGGAUGUUCCAUGACCUUCACCGUCUACUUCCCCCCGCCGUCCUCCCCUUCCCAGAAGUUCCCUAUCCUUUACUGGCUCUCUGGCCUGUCAUGUACGGAUGAGAAUUUUAUUAUGAAGUCUGGAGCACAGCGGGCAGCUUCGGGUGAGGGCAUUGCUUUAGUUGCUCCCGAUACAUCUCCAAGGGGACUGAACAUAGAAGGAGAAGCAGAUAGCUGGGAUUUUGGUGUAGGUGCUGGAUUUUAUCUAAAUGCUAAGGAAGAGAAGUGGAAAAAUUGGCGUAUGUAUGACUAUGUCGUUAAGGAGCUACCAAAAGUCCUCAGUGAAAAUUUUGAACAACUUGAUACAUCAAGGGCAUCAAUUUCUGGGCAUUCAAUGGGUGGCCAUGGUGCGCUGACCAUUUACUUGAAAAACCUUGAAAAAUAUAAGGCAGUUUCUGCUUUUGCACCUAUCACCAAUCCCACAAACUGCCCAUGGGGCCAGAAGGCCUUUUCAAACUAUUUGGGCAGCGAUAAAUCUGACUGGCAGGAAUAUGAUGCCACCUUGUUAAUUGAAAAGUGCAGCAAAAUUUCGACUCCUAUAUUAAUUGACCAGGGAGAGGAUGACAAGUUCCUUCACGAUCAGCUGUUGCCCCACAACUUCGAGGAUGCCUGCAAGGGUGCAAAUGCCCCGCUGGUGCUUCGGAUGCAACCUGGCUAUGACCAUUCCUACUACUUCAUUUCGACCUUCAUCGACGAUCACAUCCACCACCAUGCCAAAGCUCUUAAAUGUGCUUGAGUCCGUGGUCGCAAAAUAGACUUCAUGCCAUGGGAUCUCAGGAUGCGGCAGAUGUGUAGAAUUCACUUGUAGAAGUACUCUUACAACUAUUUCAAUGCUCUUGUUCCAACUGUGAACCAGAUAUUUGACUGCCUUCUGGUCACAACUCAGUAAGUCUGACCUUCUUCUAUUUCCAUAUCAUCCGCAUAUUAAUCUC